AUGCAGGGACCCUUCACUCUGCCGGAGGUCACCUUGAGUGAUACAGUUUUCGCACUCUGUGGUUCCGCCGUUGUAGUCUACCUUAUAUUCAAGCGUUACGAGCCGAUCAAUUUCUUCGUUCAUCUUCCCCUACUCACGAUUCCUCCGACCCUGGCUUUGCCACUCUUGUUGCAGCUUCUUGCGCCUCUUCAAGCAGUCUUUAUUUCUUUCUCUGUUUACUAUGCCACCAUCGUCUUGUCUGUAGUUCUAUAUCGUCUCUCUCCCUUCCACCCGCUUGCGCAGUAUCCGGGACCGUUCUUGCUUAAGGUUUCCAAGUGUGUCAUGGGUUGGUUUGCGUUCCAAGGCCGCACACACACGUACGUCCACGAGCUGCACCAGCUUUACGGUGACAUAGUUAGGAUUGGUCCAAAUGAGGUAUCCAUACGAGAUACCACUGCAAUCAUACCCCUCAUGGGCUCACUAGGUCUUCCCCGCGGUUCCAAUUGGCGAGCCAGGGGGAUGUACCCGUCGAUUCCCUCCCUAGUGAGCAUUACGAACCACGCAGAGCAUGCGGAGCGGCGUAAGCCUUGGAACCGUGCGUUCAACUCGGCUGCGCUUAAGGGAUACGAGGAUAUUAUCGCCAGACGCGCCACACAGUUGGUCGAAAAUAUUGCCAGACGCGGUAAGGUCGACCUUGGGACAUGGUUUAGCUGGUUCUCGUUCGACUUUAUGAGCGACAUGGCCUUCGGAGGAGGGUCAGAGAUGAUGCGAGACGGUGAUAACGCCAGUAUCUGGAGUCAGCUGGAGUCGGCCUUGAAGUGGGCAGCCUUGCUGGGCCACAUACCGUGGCUCGGCGCGUACGCGCGCAGCGUGCCCGGCAUUGGCGAGGGCUUGAAGAGAAUCGAUGCUUUCGGGACCCAGCGCGCGACGCUGCGUGUGAAGAACGGCUCGCUCAGCCGGGACCUUUUCCAUCACCUCAAUGGGGAGGAUGGCAAGGCGGGGACGCAGCCACCUCUAGAACUUGUCGUCGCUGACGGCACGCUCGCAGUUAUCGCGGGCUCCGAUACAACCACGGGGGUACUCACGAAUUUAUUCUUUUGCCUCCUUCGCCAUCCAGAGUCCUAUGUGCGCCUGCAGGCUGAGGUUGACAAAUUCUGCCCACUGGGUGAGAACGCGCUCAACACGAAGCACCUUGGGGAUAUGGUUUACCUAAAUGCUGUUUUGAACGAAGCUUUGAGGUUGUACCCUGCUGGUCCUAGCGGGAGUCAGAGGACCACUGGUAAGGGUCACGGCGGGAAGUUCGUAGGUCCUUACUAUCUUCCGGAAGAAACAAACGCCUCGAUCCACACCUGGUCCGUGCAUCGCGACGCGCGCAACUUCAGCAUGCCAGACAAAUUCUGGCCCGAGCGGUGGCUCAUCGCCGAAGACCUCGUAUUGCAAGCGCAGACGCCGGGGCUGGGUUUGACCCGCAGACAUACGACGACAGCAUCAGGGAGGUUGUGGUUUGCCAGAAGGGGAAGCUGCCGGUGCUGGUGGAGCGUCGAUCUGGCUUCUGAAUGCUCGGGACAUGUGUGGUUUAGUUCACAGAUAUCGUCAGAUCUCGGUGUUCGUUACUUGAUUAUGCUUGCCAGCAGGAUACCCCCGAGCUGGUGGAAUGAAGCUUGGCUGUGA
Messenger RNA from Sparassis crispa, 1650 nucleotides. Its product is annotated as Cytochrome P450 67. The coding region runs from base 1 to 1650 and encodes 549 amino acids. Lineage: Eukaryota; Fungi; Basidiomycota; Agaricomycetes; Polyporales; Sparassidaceae. Gene Ontology annotation, molecular function: heme binding; iron ion binding; oxidoreductase activity, acting on paired donors, with incorporation or reduction of molecular oxygen. The transcript has 12 exons. The record is from RefSeq and is a predicted model, not a curated record.